Messenger RNA from Phytophthora infestans T30-4, 540 nucleotides. RefSeq lists its product as uncharacterized. The transcript has a single exon. The record is from RefSeq and is a predicted model, not a curated record. NCBI's taxonomy places the organism in Eukaryota, Oomycota, Peronosporomycetes, Peronosporales, Peronosporaceae. The coding region runs from base 1 to 540 and encodes 179 amino acids.
AUGCCGCCCAAACAAGCCCUACCUCGGGAGACGCGCAAUGAGCGUGAACAGUUCAUGUACCGACUCGAGAGUCGAAGCGUUGAGGAAAGGAAGUACAAAAUGAAUGAGCACACAGCCUUCCUGACAGGGGAGAGAGAGAAAGACGCUGAUUUUGGAACUGGGGCUCCACCUCCACCAGUGGUGGCGCGUACACCUCGCCCGACAGACAAUCCACCCAAGGGCAAGGACGUGUCAUUUUUGAGGGCUCAGAAGCGACUCAUAUUGCAGCAGCAACGAGCGGUGGCGGUCAAGACCGUAACUGCGUCUGGAAAGAAGGCCCCGGCUGCAAAACGAGUGAAGCCAAAGGACGAUGACUACGUGCCUGAUGACGACGAAGAGGAGGAGGACGAACAUCCGGAAGAUGAGUGGGAGGACAAGCCGAUGGCUCCGUUCAAGACGGCGAAGAGGAAGGCGAAGUCGAAAACCAACGCGACGGCAAAGCCCUCCGCCAAGUCAAGAAAGCUGUCUGCAGAUCAGAUUGCCAAGGCCAAGGCUAUGUAA